AUGAGUUCUAAAUUUGACGUUGUCAUCUGUGGCAGCGGCACCGCUGGUUUAGCAGCCGCGACAUGGCUGGCACAAUACGGAGUUGACUGCAAGAUCUUAGAGUCUCGAUCUGGGCCAUUGGAUGUUGGGCAAGCAGAUGGCAUUCAGGUCCGAUCUGUGGAAAUUUUCGAAAGUUUCGGUAUGGCCGAGGAACUGCUCAGAGAGGCCUAUCACAACAUUGAAGUGGCCUUUUGGGGCUCCGACCCUACAAGAAGUGGCAUGGGCAUCGUGCGCAAACGAAGCGCGCACGCCACGACCCCGGGCCUGUCACAUAUGCCUCGUGUUAUCUUGAACCAAGCACGGUUCAAUGGUAUGUGGUUGGAAGCUAUGAGGCGACUGAAUCGGCAGGAAGUUGACUACGGAUACAAGGUGACGAAAGUCACGGUUGAUGAAGAGAAAGCCAUGGAUCCAAACGCUCAUCCGGUAACCAUUAUGACUGAGAAAGGCGGUAAAGAGGAGGUGUUUGAAGCCAAGUAUUGCUUGGCAAGCGAUGGCGCCCACAGUGUUGUCCGAAAGUCUUUGGGCUUCAAUAUGGUCGGAGAAACUUCCGACUCGGUCUGGGGCGUGAUGGACGUCUUUCCACGAACCGACUUCCCCGACAUCCGGAAACAAUGUAUAAUACAAUCUGACGCCGGCAGCAUUAUUACCAUACCUCGAGAAGGCGGCUCUAUGGUUCGAGUCUAUGUAGAACUCGCGUCAGGGACCAGAGCGAAAGAGGUAACACUUGAACAUAUACAAAAUGCUUCGCGUCAGGUCUUUCAACCGUAUGCGCUCGACGUUGCAGAUGUAUGGUGGUGGUCAGCCUACCCUAUUGGGCAGCGUAUCGCGGACCAUUUCUCAAAAGCCAAUCGCGUCUUCUUAACGGGGGAUGCUUGCCACACGCAUUCUCCGAAGGCAGGCCAAGGCAUGAACGUCAGCUUGCAGGAUGGGUACAAUAUCGGCUGGAAAUUAGCCUCCGUCCUCAAAGGCCAGGCUGGACCCGAACUGCUCGAGACUUACGUCCUCGAACGGCAGAAGGUAGCAGAUGUGCUGAUUAACUGGGAUAAAGUGUGGGCGAAACAAAUGUCCUCAAUAGCCAAAGAGGACGGCGGUGUCGUCGAUGCCAACGGCAAGAUUGACUUCAGCGAAGUCUUUGUGAAAGCAGAGGCUUUUACAGCCGGACUGACGGUCACCUACGACGAUUCCAUCAUAACCCAGGCCGAAGGCAGCAAUCAGCAAGCGGCCACAAAUCUCAAAGUCGGGAUGCGACUUCAAGGUGUCCAGGUGGUUCGGUUCUGCGAUGCAAAAGUAAUGAAAUCAGUGAAUGCUCUACCUUCUGAUGGGCGGUGGAGGAUCAUAGUCUUUCCAGGAGACAUUCGACAGCAGUUAGCCUCUACAAGGCUGAAUCAACUUGGAACAUACCUGUUCUCAAAUCAUGGUCCGAUCCAGAAAUACCUACCUCCCGGCGCGGACAUUGACAGCUUGAUCGAGGUCAUUGUAAUUCUCUCUGGUGAGAGACUCGAGAUACAACAAGAACAGAUACCAGAUGCUUUUUGGCCUGCAACCGGCAAAUACCGGAUGAGAGACUUGCACAAAAUCUACAUUGAUGACGAAAGUUAUCACAACGGCCACGGUCAUGCAUACGAGUUUUAUGGAAUCGACCCUGGACAGGGAGCAGUUGCCAUUGUCCGCCCAGAUCAAUAUGUUUCGAAGGUCCUCGAUAUGAAAAACCAUGAAGGGAUUGGUACCUUCUUCGAGAGAUUUCUGCAAGAACAAAAACAGGCAAACGGCUCGCUGCAGGGUCAGACAAAUGGUUCACUGAGUGAGCAUGUGAACAUGUGA
Aspergillus lentulus is the source of this 1860-nucleotide messenger RNA. Its product is annotated as 3-hydroxybenzoate 4-monooxygenase. Gene Ontology annotation, molecular function: FAD binding; oxidoreductase activity. The record is from RefSeq and is a predicted model, not a curated record. Lineage: Eukaryota; Fungi; Ascomycota; Eurotiomycetes; Eurotiales; Aspergillaceae.